AUGACCAGUCGAUUCUCAAUGAAUAUUCUGCAUGAUCAUGAUCUGGGUUCUGGUGCGGUCCGAACUUCCGAGUAUACUUACAAUCUCGGCAGCUCUUCCAAGCCCAGUCAACUUGUAGCCGAACCUUCAAUCAUAUCAAUUAGCUCGCCUUCCGCUCCCUCUGUAAUUCCAAGUAAUGGCCUUAAUGGCAUUAUUCGGAGUAGCCCAUCCUCACGAUCUCGCUCUUUUUGUGCUUCGGGCUGGUCAGCCCGGCGUCACUUAUGGCCCGACGAUCCGGCGCAACCGCCCUGUCUUGUUCGUCUUGCAACUAGCCUCUUCUGUCCGAUGACCGCUCCUUUAAUGACAGGUGCCAAUGUCUCUGAAUGGUUCCGCGUUGCUAGGCGGUCUCUGGUGCAUGUUUCAACUGUCUUAUUAAUUGCCCUUGGUCGGCUGUUCCAGAGACUGAUAAGUGGUCUGUCCUGCAUAGCCGACUGCAUCCUUAAUUUAUUGGGAGCAUUUAAAGGGCUGAUAAAAAGAUUCGCCUUCACCAUAUCUGGCCAAGCUACCACUUAUACUCCUGUCAACAUCGUUGCUGGCACUACAUUGAAAUUAUCCAGACGGCAGCCUCUCCUAAGUUGGGCUGAACUGGUGAUGCUCAGCAAAAUCAUUGCUCUCCUAAUCGGGAUGGAAUGGCUGCAUAGAUCGCAAGACUGGUUUCGUUGGAUUUUUUUUUCUGGGUAA
Molecule: messenger RNA, 720 nt
Organism: Protopolystoma xenopodis
Lineage: Eukaryota; Metazoa; Platyhelminthes; Monogenea; Polystomatidea; Polystomatidae
Source: the annotation of a GenBank genome assembly